Molecule: messenger RNA, 304 nt
Organism: Cylicocyclus nassatus
Lineage: Eukaryota; Metazoa; Nematoda; Chromadorea; Rhabditida; Strongylidae
Source: the annotation of a GenBank genome assembly
UUUUAGAAUCCGACAUGAGGCUCAUCAACGUAUUCUUCUUUGCCCUUUUGGUGUGCCUGUGUUACCCAUGGAGAUAUAGUUGUAAUUCCAGGGAAUGCUGUCCAGGCCUCGUCACAGAGAUCUGCUUCGAGAAAUGCAGAAAGAAUUUACCAACCUUCUUUCAAUGUUACGAGAGAUGCUUUUCCACUGUACGGGGUAGAUUGGAUAAGAUCAAGGACUCACUUUAACAAGUAACUAUAAAUCCUACAAGUAGACCUGUAACCGCUUGUAUGCACAUGCCUUAAUAUAAAGAGUGAUCAGAAAA